AUGCAUCGCACGUACUCUAUGCGCCAGACGCGCGUUCCCACGGCGUCGCAGAUUGAGAACCCUCCUCCGCCAUUGUCGUCUACCAAGACCAACAGAUGGCUCGGGAAAGGUGGACUGGGCCAUGCCUUCCGCAAGAAUGCCGCCGGUGCCUUUGGACCUGAUCUCGCUAGGAAGCUGUCUCAGCUCGUCAAGAUGGAGAAGAACGUCAUGCGUAGCAUGGAAAUGGUCGCUAGAGAGCGUAUGGAAGCUGCUCAACAACUCUCCAUCUGGGGUGAAAACUGCGAUGAAGAUGUCUCUGAUGUGACAGACAAGCUUGGUGUCCUGCUCUACGAGAUCGGAGAGCUCGAAGAUCUUUUUGUCGAUCGUUACGAUCAGUACCGUGUCACCAUCAAGAGCAUUCGGAACAUUGAGGCUUCCGUUCAGCCUAGCCGGGACCGCAAGCAGAAGAUCACCGAUGAGAUUGCCAAGCUCAAGUACAAGGACCCUAGCUCUCCUCGCAUCGUGGUCCUCGAGCAGGAGCUGGUUCGCGCGGAGGCCGAAUCCCUGGUGGCUGAGGCGCAGCUCUCCAACAUCACCCGGGAGAAGCUCAAGGCAGCCUUCCAGUACCAGUUCGAUGCGCUUCGCGAACACUGCGAGAAGGUCGCUAUCAUCGCCGGAUACGGCAAGCACCUCCUGGACCUCGUCGAUGACACCCCCGUAACUCCGGGCGAGACUCGCCAGGGUUACGACGGCUACGAGGCCAGCAAAGCCAUCAUCCAGGACUGCGAAGAGGCCCUCACCAACUGGGUCCAGUCCAAGGCGGCCGUUAAGCCCAGCCUGUCGACGCGGUCCCGCUCACUGUCUCAGCGAACCCGUGAGAAGACCCGCGAGGGUCACGACCUGUCCGAGCAGGACCAGCCCAUGAGAGGUGAUCGGGACUCAUGGGUCCCCGCCGGCCAGCACCCAAGCUAUGGAGAAGACGGCGAGGAAGUCUCCAGCACCGUGGACGUCGAGACCCGGGGCCGAGAAGAGACGAGAGAUGCGGUCGCUGCUGCCUAG
Aspergillus udagawae is the source of this 1038-nucleotide messenger RNA. RefSeq names its product Eisosome component PIL1/LSP1 family protein. Bases 1 to 1038 code for a protein of 345 amino acids. Gene Ontology annotation, molecular function: lipid binding. Gene Ontology annotation, cellular component: plasma membrane; eisosome filament. Gene Ontology annotation, biological process: negative regulation of protein kinase activity; endocytosis; eisosome assembly. Lineage: Eukaryota; Fungi; Ascomycota; Eurotiomycetes; Eurotiales; Aspergillaceae. The record is from RefSeq and is a predicted model, not a curated record. The transcript is spliced from 4 exons.